AGGAACUGCCGUGGUUGGUUAUCCAAAUGUGAGAGAAACGGACGCUCUGGGUCGUGUCUACACUGUACAUCCCAAUAACUUUGAAUGCUUUUUUCUACGACUCUUACUUCAUACAGUCAGAGGUCUUACUUCAUUUGAAGCUCUGCGGACUGUAAAUGGUCGGAUCUGUGCGACAUUUCGUGAGGCAUGUCAAUUACAUGGAUUACUGGAAGAUGACCAGCAAUGGGAUGCCACGAUGUCUGAAGCAGCUGCAGCUCAAUCACCAGCAAGAUUGAGAAAUCUAUUUGCACUGAUACUAACCACAUGUGGACCGUCCAAUCCAAAACAAUUAUGGGAGUCGUACAAAGAAAGUUUAACCGAAGACAUUCUUAGAGAAGCGCGCAGACAAAAUCCUGGAAUGAAUUUAGAUUACACACCCGAUAUGUUCAAUCAAGUGCUGCUUAUUCUCGAAGACAAAACUUUACAGAUGGCUGGCAAAAACCUUGAUGAUUUACACCUUCCCACUCCUCAGCGAAAUCUUGGUGAUAGAUUGAGCAGCGAAAUGCUCAGAGAAACAAGUUAUGAUGUGAAAGAGUUGGAUGCCUAUGUAGCAGCAAAUGAACCAUUGUUGGUGCCAGAUCAAAGAGCUGCAUACAACGCUAUUUUGGGUCAGAUCAAGGAGAAAGCUGCUGGAAUAAUAUUUCUUGAUGCACCAGGUGGAACUGGGAAGACAUUUGUCAUUGAUUUACUCUUGGCUAAAAUUCGCAAAGAGUCAAAAAUUGCGAUUGCAGUCGCUUCUUCGGGUAUUGCUGCUACGCUGCUCCAAGGUGGUCGCACUGCUCACUCAACAUUAAAGUUGCCUUUCAAAUUUAUGCACGAUGAACAUCAUCUCUGUAGUAUUCGCAAAGGAACUGGCGAAGCAAAGAUUCUAGAAGUAUGUGAACUUAUUGUAUGGGACGAGUGUACAAUGGCUCACAGGUAUGCAUUAGAAGCCUUAAAUAAUACUCUACAAGAUCUUCGCGGUAAUGGAAAAAAUAUGGGUGGAGUAGUUGUGCUACUUGCUGGGAACUUUAGGCAAACAUUGCCUGUUAUUCAAAAGGGUACAAUGGCUGAUGAGCUUAAAGCUUGCUUGAAAUCUUCAUAUCUCUGGAGACAUGUUAAAUCACUAACAC
Messenger RNA from Rotaria sp. Silwood1, 1151 nucleotides. Lineage: Eukaryota; Metazoa; Rotifera; Eurotatoria; Philodinida; Philodinidae. The record is from the annotation of a GenBank genome assembly.